Messenger RNA from Telopea speciosissima, 2209 nucleotides. RefSeq names its product probable amino-acid acetyltransferase NAGS2, chloroplastic. The record is from RefSeq and is a predicted model, not a curated record. Lineage: Eukaryota; Viridiplantae; Streptophyta; Magnoliopsida; Proteales; Proteaceae. Gene Ontology annotation, cellular component: cytoplasm. The transcript is spliced from 10 exons. Gene Ontology annotation, biological process: L-arginine biosynthetic process. Gene Ontology annotation, molecular function: L-glutamate N-acetyltransferase activity, acting on acetyl-CoA as donor. Bases 154 to 1932 code for a protein of 592 amino acids.
GUGGCUGCUUCCAACUGGAGGGGGUGGGGGUGGUGGUGGUGGUGGGGUUUUCUGCAAAACCAACAAGAAAUCUCCAUUUCUUCCGGCUUGAUCAGCCACAGUAAUAGGAAUAGGAAUAGCAGAAGAAGCUCCUACUCUGGGAGGUUUCAGGCGAUGAAAGCCGCUCUUAUCAUGUCUAGUCCCUUGUCACCAUCGGAAAAUAACUGUAGUAUGAGAAGGAAAGGAAAGGUAGGAGGAGGAGGAUCCUUAGGCUGCAAAAAAAGGGCAGGCAGUGACAGUGAUACCACCACCGUUGGGUGUAAAGAAGACGAAAACGAAGACGACAAGGAGGAACACCAGUUCGUUGAGUGGUUUCGGGAAGCUUGGCCGUAUUUCCACUCGUUCAGAGGAAGCACGAUGGUAGUGUUGAUUUCCGGUGAAAUCAUAGCCACUCCACACUUGGAUCCCAUUCUUAAGGAUAUAUCUCUCCUUCAUGGCCUGGGGAUCAGAUUUGUCCUUGUUCCUGGGACUCAUGUGCAAAUUGACAAGCUUUUGGCUGAAAGAGGAGGUGAGGCCAAAUAUGUUGGUCAAUAUCGAAUUACAGACCCUGAUUCUCUGGAAGCAGCGAUGGAGGCAGCUGGGAGUAUCCGUACUUUGAUAGAAGCAAUGCUUUCUCCUGGACCCCCAAUAUUCAGUAUUCGUAGACAUGGUGAGAAUAGUCGUUGGCAUGAUGUUGGUGUCAGUGUUGCAAGUGGUAAUUUUCUUGCAGCUAAGAAAAGAGGAGUUGUUAAUGGCAUUGACUUUGGAGCAACUGGCGAGGUAAAGAAAAUAGAUGUUUCUCGUAUACAUGAGAGGCUUGACGGAGAUUGUAUAGUCCUAUUAAGCAAUCUGGGUUAUUCCAGCUCUGGAGAUGUUUUAAAUUGCAACACUUACGAAGUUGCUACUGCUUGUGCCUUAGCUAUUGGAGCAGAGAAACUCAUUUGCAUUGUUGAUGGACCAAUCUUAGAUGAAAAUGGGCGGCUUAUUCGUUUCAUGACUCUACAGGAUGCGGACAUGUUGGUCCGCAAGCGAGCUAAGCAAAGUGAAAUAGCUGCAAACUAUGUAAAAGCUGUUCGUAAAGAAGAUAUCUCUUGCUCUGGACAUCUUGAUUCCAGUGGGACAAGUGUUCAUCCUCAGAAUGGAAUGAGUUUCAGUAAAAAUAAUAAUGCAACAUUUCACAAUGGUGUUGGGUUUGACAAUGGUAAUGGAUUAUGGUCUGGUGAACAAGGGUUUGCUAUUGGAGGUGAGGAGCGGUUGAGUAGAUUAAAUGGUUUCCUUUCAGAAAUAGCUGCUGCAGCUUUUGUUUGCAGAGGUGGUGUUCAAAGAGUUCAUUUAUUAGAUGGCACCAUUGGUGGAGUUUUGCUAUUAGAGUUGUUUCAAAGAGAUGGAAUGGGGACUAUGGUGGCUAGUGAUCUGUACGAAGGAACACGAGCAGCUACAGUAAUAGAUAUCUCUGGAAUUAAACAAAUUAUAAAGCCUCUGGAAGAGUCUGGGACUUUGGUUCAGAGGACUGACGAAGAGCUAGUUGAAGCGUUGGAUUCAUUCAUUGUUGUGGAGAGAGAAGGACAUAUCAUUGCCUGUGCUGCCCUUUUUCCUUUCUCUGAAGAGAAGUGUGGAGAGGUUGCAUCUAUUGCUGUAUCUCCCGAGUGCCGUGGAGAAGGGCAGGGGGACAAAUUACUCGAUUUCAUUGAGAAGAAGGCGGCAUCCCUUGGGUUGGAGAGGCUUUUUGUGCUUACAACCCGAACUGCAGAUUGGUUUGUGAGGCGCGGCUUCUCAGAGUCUUCCAUUGAGUCUAUCCCUGAAACAAGGAGAAAAACGAUAGAUUUCUCCCGUAGAUCAAAAUAUUAUAUGAAGACGCUGCAGCAAGACAUGAGUGGCAUUACAGUUGAUAAGUUGUUGAGCCAAAGUGGCUAAAUCACAAGGUUUUGCUUCUAUUUCCUUUGUGUUAUGUAACUCGUUUAGAUCUGCUAACUAGUUUACAAUCCGCUGGAAGGGGCAAUAAUUAUAGGUGGUAGUUUUGUAGCUAGGUUUCCGAGUGCUGAACUUAUCCCCCAACCAUCCCCCUUUUCAUGCGGAAGGGGGUUGUGAACUUGUGAUUAGAGCCACCUCCAUUUGUUUAUUUGGUUGUUAAAUCUUAAAAAAUAAAAUUUUAUUAGCAAGAUAUUGUUGUUGGAAAGGGUAAUUGUGCAUA